AGAAUCAACUAGUCACUCGGCCGAGAGGAUCCCCCCAAUGUACUGACCCCAGCAGCCAUGUACCACUCUGAGCUCUUCCAGCAGUAUGGCACCUCCUACACGAUGAGACCACCUCAUGCCCUGGCACCCACCUACCCCAGCGCUGGGGGGCACCACGACUCUUACAGAUACUCAGAGUUGGAUGUUCCCAGCCAGAGGUUUGAUGGUCUGUUCCCGGCCCUGGAGCCUUCACAGAGGAUUCUGGGAGCCCCUCUCACACCCCUCUCACUGCCCCCGGGUCCUGCCCUGGGAUUUGGGCAAGUGCAGCCCCCCUGCGAGACCCCCCAGCUGCCCGGAAAUGUCAAGAUGAAGCUGGAGAACAAGGAGCUUUGGAAACAGUUCCACUCCAUCGGCACCGAGAUGAUCAUCACUAAGUCUGGCAGGCGCAUGUUCCCCCAGUGUAAGGUGAGUGUGUCGGGGUUGGAAGCGGAUGGGAAGUACCUGCUCCUGGCGGAUCUUCUGCCCGUGGACAACUCUCGCUACAAGUGGCAGGAAGAUCACUGGGAGGCAAGUGGGAGGGCGGAGCCAAGACUCCCCGAGAGGGUCUAUAUCCACCCCGAUUCCCCCGCCCCCGGAUCCCACUGGAUGAAACAACCCAUUUCCUUCCACAAGAUCAAACUGACCAACAACACUCUGGACCAGAUGGGCCACAUCAUCCUGCACUCCAUGCACAAGUACCAGCCCCGCUUCCAUAUUGUCCGUGCCCAGGACGUGUUCAGCCGACGCUGGGGGGGCUGCUCCUCCUUCACCUUCCCAGAGACCCUCUUCCUCACUGUCACAGCCUAUCAGAAUGAGAAGAUAACACAACUGAAGAUCCAAACAAACCCAUUUGCAAAAGGAUUUCGGGAGGACGGGAUGAAGAGCAAGAGGGAUCGCAGUAUCCGGGGGAAGAGGAAGGUGAUCAGUGUGGAACAGGAACAGGAAGAGGAGGAGCAAUUCCAGCCUGAGGGUGAGUGUAAGAGACCCCCCCUGUACAGUGGCCCCUGUGACUCGACUCUGAGUGAGGAGCUGGAUAUAGGGAGGAGCCUGGGGAUCCCCAGUCCCAACUGCUCUUUCCACCCAAUCACGCCGCCUACACAGACUCCGCCUUCCACUGAAACCCCUAACCCUUCUCUGCCAGCCAAUCAGGAACAAGGAGCCCCCCUGCAGAUGUCCUCCCAGACCCCGGGGACCUUCCUACAGACGUAUCCAGAGCCCCCCCGAGGUGCCAGCAGCCUGUACUCCUGCAGCCCCACAGAUGCAGCACAGAACCAGACCCUGCGGCCGUCAGCCCAACGAUUACCUCCCGGCUACCAGGAGUCGCCUCACAUCAGCCACAGUCAAGGGGAACUCAAGAUCUAUGGGACGGAGAUGGGACCCCCAGGAAACUUUAACCCCCCAUCCUGUGCAGUGACCCCCAGUGUCCGACUCAGCGACGAGCCAAUGGGCAGAGGUUUCUCCAUGAACUUCCCGCACUUCCUGCCCAACAACAAGAUUGGACUGCAGAUUUCUGGGGCGCAGCUGCAGCGCAUGUACAAUGGGGGGGGCUGGAUGUGAGACUAUUGAUUGGCAGGUACAGCACGAACGUGGUUACCCCCAAAAAGGGACAAGGGGAGGGGCCUGGAGCCUCUAAUGACUGAUCCCUGUAGAGGAGGAAGCACCAGGGGAAAUACCCCACCCAGAAGCAAAAGUCACAGCGCCCCAUCCUGGCUGCAUAACAUGUGGGACCCAGAGCAAAUAUUAUGUACAUACCCCACUUUGUACAUAGACUGAUCCCACUGAUCCUGGUCACUAGUGGGAAUUCAGCCUCACUCUCCCUCCCAGUUCAGCCCCUGAUUAAUAAUGAGCUGCUCCCCCUCUGAUCUAUUCUGUAUCCAGCUGACAGGGGGCGCUCAAACAACUGCUGGGUCUUUCUCAUUGCCCCCGAAUUUGUAAUUAUUUAUCAAAACUUGUCUUCUUUAAUUUUUCUAUUUUUGCUUUUUUUUCUGAUGGACAAAGAAUUUAUCUUUUUCAUUAAAAGACUUUUCUUG
This is a messenger RNA of Xenopus laevis (African clawed frog), 2048 nucleotides long. It is a transcript of the gene tbx6.L, whose product is annotated as T-box 6 L homeolog. NCBI's taxonomy places the organism in Eukaryota, Metazoa, Chordata, Amphibia, Anura, Pipidae. The record is from RefSeq and is marked provisional.